Molecule: messenger RNA, 405 nt
Organism: Mesorhabditis spiculigera
Lineage: Eukaryota; Metazoa; Nematoda; Chromadorea; Rhabditida; Rhabditidae
Source: the annotation of a GenBank genome assembly
AUGAAUUGGGGCUUACUCGCCGGGUGGUACGUCACCUCGUUUACGCUGGCUUUUAUCGCCUUGACUAGAUUCAGUGUCAUCGUGUUGAACUGGUCGAACCUGUCGUUUUGGGUGGCCGCCUAUGCGAUGGUGGCCAUCUACAGCGUAUCUUGGGCCAUGUCAGUCGUCGCGCAAUUUGUGUUCCCGUGUUGCCAAAUGGUGAUGCAUCCAUUCAAUUAUGGCUAUGGCUACGUGGAAAUCGGCAACUUGACGAACACGAGCAACUCGUAUUUUGAUUUUCCGCUGAACAACGCUGUGUCGGCGAUCACUUUGGGUUGCUACACGAUGAUUAUCCUCAAGCUCAUCUACAUGCGCCAACGACACGGUUCAAAGAACGGACAGCUCAAGGGCGCCAAGGAGUACACG